Messenger RNA from Cuscuta campestris, 765 nucleotides. The record is from the annotation of a GenBank genome assembly. NCBI's taxonomy places the organism in Eukaryota, Viridiplantae, Streptophyta, Magnoliopsida, Solanales, Convolvulaceae.
GGUUAAGUUUUAUGAUGGAAAAUCGUUUCCUUUUAAAAGAUAGAACCGCAGGUUAAAAACAUUACGUUUUAUGCUUCAAAAAAAACAUUAGGUUUUAUGUAUUUUUUAUCAUAUUGUUGACGAUAUGAUGGAGCCAUACGCCGAUGCGAGUUGUAUUUUGAGGGUGGACAUUCAUUGUGAUGCAUGCAAGUCGAAGAUGGUUGAUGUCAUGAGUUCCGUUUCUGGUCCAUAUUCAAUUGACAUAGAUGGAGAGGAAAAUGUGUUGAAAAUGUGUGGAGAAGUUGAGCCUAACCGUCUCUUGGCUGCAUUAUCAAGAGGUGGGAAACACACUGAAAUCGUGAAGGCCAAUUUGAAGCACCCUGCUUUGCGUCUUACUAAUAGCACCUCCGCCUACCGUCACAGUGGCUCCGCCCGUGAUCACGGCGCCGCCUACUCCAUGUAUGGCGCCGGCUAUGGCCCGGGCCCCGGAUACGCAGCCGUACAUCAGUCUUAUCAAGCUUUUCCGGUCAGGGGCGGCGGCCGCGCCGCCCUCCCCCACCCUCCUCCGCAUUAUCUUUAUGACUACACCCCCAGAUAUGUUAGGUAAGCUACGUAUUGUUUCUCGUCUACACUUUAAAAUUUUGAUCUAUAUACACAAGUUUUGAUUUGUUUAUAUAUAUAUACAAAAUCUCUAAAAGAGUUAAUACUUGUUUUAUACUCACUCCGUCCCACAAAAUCUUUCUCUUUUUCUUUUUCAUUCGUUCCAAAAAAAUUUUCUCUUUUUCU